UUCAUUUUUUUUUUUUUUUUUUUUUUCGAAACGAGCACUCAAGUAGUAAAUGGAGUAAUAAAUUGGCAAUAACCGAAACGGGUAUCCCGUUACCUUACAUUCUAUGUUCAUCUUCUCCUAAAGAAAAGAAAAAGUAAAAAAUAAGUUGGAGUUAGAACAAGAAGAAAAAAUCAGUAGAAAACACAAUGAUAAAUCAAGUGAUGAACGCAAUGGCAGUAGUAGAAAUGGCUACUAAUAGUCCCAAUAACCACAACAAUAAUACUAAUUCGGUUGGGGCAGAUAUAGCAUUUGGGACAUUAACAUGGUUCCUCUAUGCUGGCUUAUCCUGUUUUUUGGUGAUUUUUGCUGGAAUUAUGUCUGGAUUAACAUUAGGACUCAUGUCUUUAAAUCUCGUUGAGCUCGAAAUCCUUCAGCAAAGUGGCACCCCUACUGAGAAAAAACAAGCAGCUGUAAUACUUCCCGUUGUUCAGAAGCAACACCAGCUUCUUGUGACCCUACUUCUAUGUAAUGCUGCUGCAAUGGAGGCCCUACCCUUAUACCUGGACAAAAUGUUCAACCAAUAUGUGGCCAUUAUACUCUCUGUAACUUUUGUCUUGGCAUUUGGAGAGGUUAUUCCUCAAGCAAUAUGUACCAGGUAUGGACUUGCGGUGGGUGCAAACUUUGUUUGGCUUGUUCGUGUUCUGAUGGUCAUAUGCUACCCAAUUGCGUACCCCAUAGGGAAGAUCCUAGACUGCGUAUUAGGACAUCAUGAAGUACUAUUUAGACGAGCUCAGUUAAAAGCUCUUGUUUCUAUCCACAGUCAAGAGGCUGGCAAGGGAGGUGAACUUACACAUGAUGAAACAACAAUCAUUAGUGGAGCAUUAGAUUUGACUGAGAAGACUGCUGAGGAGGCCAUGACACCCAUUGAAUCGACAUUUUCAUUGGAUGUCAAUUCGAAGCUGGACUGGGAGGCAAUGGGUAAAAUUCUUGCUCGGGGUCAUAGUCGAGUUCCAGUCUACUCAGGUAGUCCAAAGAAUAUUAUUGGACUUCUACUGGUAAAAAGUCUUCUUACUGUACGUCCGGAAACUGAGACACCAGUUAGUGCUGUUUCUAUCCGCAGAAUUCCACGAGUUCCAGCUGAUAUGCCACUAUAUGAUAUACUAAACGAGUUCCAAAAGGGUAGCAGUCAUAUGGCUGCUGUAGUUAAGCUCAAAGGGAAAAACAAAAACCCUCCCUUGGUAAUUGAGGAAGAGAAAUCUGAUGAUAAUACAGUCGCUGGUGGAAAUUCGCAUGUAACUACCCAUCUUUUGAAGACAAAGGGUGAAAAGCCAGAUUGUGUCGUUGUUGAUAUCAACAAGGCUACAGCAGCGGCAGUAACCCCUCCAACAUCUGGUGAUGCAGUGACAAAUGGCUUGCCUGAGUCGCCAGAUGAUAUUGAGGAAGCUGAAGUAAUAGGCAUUAUCACUUUGGAAGAUGUUUUCGAAGAACUUUUACAGGAGGAAAUAGUGGACGAGACUGAUGAGUAUGUUGAUGUACAUAAGAGGAUACGUGUAGCGGCAGCGGCAGCGGCAGCAGCUUCAUCAGUGGCAAGAGCUCCAUCAAUCCGGAGGUUAACAGCCCAAAAGGGAGCCGGAGCGCAGCAAAGCAAGGAAAGCCAAAACCGGAAGAAGUCAGGCGAGGACAUUUCCAUCUCAAGAAGGACGCAAGGGAGUCUCGGAGAGCCUCUUCUUGGGAACAAGAGAUAAAAGAGUUGGUAGUUUGGUAAAUCUGAGUCUUAUGUUGAGAGUGAAAUGAACAUCUUACUUCCACAUGAUGUAUGGUUUUGUGAUUGCAUAUGCAGCAUAUAAGUCGCAGGUUCGAGCCGUGGAAGCAGUCAUUAAUGCUUCCAUUAGGUUAGGUCGUCUGGAUCACACUCCCUGGGUACGGGCCUUCCUGGAACUCUGCUAACGCGGGAUGCUUUGUGCUCCAGUGCUUUCUAGUUCUAAUCGAGAGAACUAUUAUUUGUAGGCUAUUGCCUUUUUAUGCUAUAAGUUGUAAGUUUUGUAUUUAACUUGAAAGCCUCCAAAAACUUGCUCCUGGCGCACUUCAACUUUGAAAAUACAUUCUGUAAACUCUUGAAGAAGAAAAUGGAUAUGGAAAAAGACUGCUUGUUUUAA
Molecule: messenger RNA, 2135 nt
Organism: Capsicum annuum
Lineage: Eukaryota; Viridiplantae; Streptophyta; Magnoliopsida; Solanales; Solanaceae
Product: DUF21 domain-containing protein At4g14240
Exons: 12
Coding region: 186-1724 (512 amino acids)
Biological process (GO): magnesium ion homeostasis
Cellular component (GO): intracellular membrane-bounded organelle
Source: RefSeq, a predicted model, not a curated record